This is a messenger RNA of Centropristis striata (black sea bass), 5148 nucleotides long. It is a transcript of the gene mapk1, whose product is annotated as mitogen-activated protein kinase 1. Gene Ontology annotation, biological process: intracellular signal transduction; protein phosphorylation. The coding region runs from base 253 to 1359 and encodes 368 amino acids. NCBI's taxonomy places the organism in Eukaryota, Metazoa, Chordata, Actinopteri, Perciformes, Serranidae. Gene Ontology annotation, molecular function: MAP kinase activity; ATP binding. The transcript is spliced from 9 exons. Gene Ontology annotation, cellular component: nucleus; cytoplasm. The record is from RefSeq and is a predicted model, not a curated record.
GCAUCAAGUCUCCGCUGCUCGCUCGACAGCUCAGCAGUGGUGAGGCCGCUCCGAACGCCCUGAACGCAACGUUAACGGGAAGAAGCAGAAAAACACUCCGGACGACGUGAACGCCUCAUAACUGUUGCAGCCACACUGACCACGGAUAUACAACCACUUAGACAUUUGUUUUCUACUUUCUUAGUGGCUGUUUUUUUUUAAUUUUUAUCUCAUAGCCUUGUAAGAAGAAGGGAAAAAAAGGCCGAGCUCAUAAUGGCGACAGCUGCCCCUGCUGGCUGCGGCCCCAGCCCCGGCUCCGGGUCGGGCACGGAGCUGGUCCGCGGGCAGGCCUUCGACGUCGGGCCUCGGUACAGCAACCUCUCCUACAUCGGGGAGGGAGCCUACGGGAUGGUGUGCUCUGCCUAUGACCGGGACAACAAGAUCCGUGUGGCCAUUAAGAAGAUCAGCCCUUUUGAGCACCAGACGUACUGCCAACGCACCCUGAGAGAGAUCAAAAUCCUUCUGCGCUUCAAACAUGAGAACAUCAUCGGCAUCAACGACAUCAUCCGCACACCGACCAUCGACCAGAUGAAGGACGUAUAUAUUGUCCAGGAUCUCAUGGAGACAGACCUGUACAAGCUCCUGAAGACUCAACACCUGAGCAACGACCACAUCUGCUACUUCCUCUACCAGAUCCUUCGAGGGCUCAAGUACAUCCACUCUGCCAACGUCCUGCACCGCGACCUGAAGCCCUCCAACCUUCUGCUCAACACCACCUGUGAUCUCAAGAUCUGUGAUUUUGGUUUGGCCCGCGUGGCCGACCCCGACCACGAUCACACCGGUUUCCUAACAGAGUAUGUAGCCACUCGUUGGUACCGAGCACCUGAGAUCAUGCUCAACUCCAAGGGCUAUACCAAGUCCAUAGACAUCUGGUCAGUGGGCUGCAUCCUGGCUGAGAUGUUGUCCAACAGGCCAAUCUUUCCCGGGAAGCACUACUUGGAUCAGCUUAACCACAUUUUGGGGAUCCUGGGUUCUCCCUCUCAGGAGGAUCUCAACUGCAUCAUCAACAUUAAGGCCAGGAACUAUCUUUUGUCGCUGCCUCUGCGCUGCAAAGUGCCGUGGAACCGCCUCUUCCCCAACGCUGAUCCCAAAGCUCUCGACCUGUUGGACAAGAUGUUGACCUUUAACCCUCACAAGAGGAUCGAGGUGGAGGAGGCCCUGGCGCACCCUUACCUGGAGCAGUAUUACGACCCCACAGAUGAGCCUGUUGCAGAGGCUCCAUUCAAGUUCGACAUGGAGCUGGAUGACCUACCCAAAGAGACACUGAAGGAGCUCAUCUUUGAAGAAACUGCACGUUUCCAGACGGCCUUUAGGUCCUAACAUCACACACAGAUGAUUGUGUGGACUGGCUCCUGCGUUGCCACUGCUCCUCCUCGCCUCCACACUGUUGCUGUGAUUUUGGUUUUUUUGGGUUUUUAUUUUCCUCUCCUGUUCUCCACAUCACCUGGAUUCCUUGGGUCUCACUCGUCAAGUCCACUUUGCUCAGGAAUGGCGUCAGGAAUCAAUCAAUCAAUCAAUCAAUCAAUCAUUCUCUUGUCUCUUUCUUUCUCUCUCUCUCUCUCUCUCUCUUCAACAUCACAGCUUACAGUUUGGGGGGGUGAUUUUGUGUUUUAAGCCAAGAUAAACAAUUUUUUUGUGUGUCUCAAAGGCGUUUUUGGCUCUGGCUAUUCCUACUCAAGACCUUUUCUGUCCAGCUGAAUGACCGUGAUAGACUAGCUGUUGUGUUUUCUGGUGCAGACGUCUGUCGUGGUUAUAACUCUGCCUGCAAACAAACAAACAAACAACGGUAGAUUACUUAUAAGAAUCAUCCAUCAUGAAAAAAAAGGGUCUUUUGAAUUUUCUAACCUUUGUCGCACUGUUACUAGGGAUACCUUGAUCUUUUUUCUCUUAUCGAAGGAAGAAAAACCUGAAUUAAAUCAACUGAUUUAUGCAAUGAAAUCACAUAAUCAGCCACAGACUUUGCGGGCCUAAAGCCAUCACUUGGUGUUGAUGAGGAUCUAUAUUUUAACAAAGACCUAUUUUAAUCCUUAACACACACACACACACAGACGGCCCGAAUGCAAAUAUAUACAUAUAAAUAUAUAUAUAUAUAUAUAUAUAGCCCAAAGAGUCUUAAGAUAUGUUAAUGGAAAGAGUGAUGAUUGAAGGUGAAUCAAAUGAGUUUAUAACCUUUUUUUUUUUUUUUUCCUUUUUAUUUCAACCUAAAAAAUGUCUCAUUUUUCUCAUCGGCUUCAGUAAAAUGUAAAAAGGGUUGUGCAUGGAGGGAUUUCACCAUCAAUUUCUGCCUUAGCCGUGAGAAACCUAAAGGAAAAGUCUGUUUAUUUCAUACAAGUCUGUAUGUACAGUAUGAUAUUUUUCACAUCGGGGGGUAAAAUUUACUGCGUCAGGACAAGAAAUCAGUUCAUCACACAGAACUUGUUUUCGUCUGGAGGAAACGUUGUCGUGCCUCCUUUUUCUUUUUGUUUGUGUUUGUGUUUUCUUCUUCUUCUUCUUCUUCUUCAGUGUCUGUUAAUCUCUCUCUCGCCUUGUUAGAAUAAUACUGUGCCCUUUGCAUGACUGUUAUAAGCUCUGUAUACAAAGACGACGAUGUUAAGUGCCACACCAGCCGGGCAGAUCUGCAGAGAGAGCGCCCCGGCUCUUUCUCUUCUACCUUUUGUGGUAUAUCACACUUCCCAAUCACAUGGUGCUUUUUGUCCUCUUUCUUUCUUUUGCUUCAGCAUUUUCUUUGUCUGUUUUUUUUUUUUUUUUUUUUCUUAUGUCAGUCUCCUCAUUUUUUUAUUUUAUUUCAUUUUUUAGCCAAACUCCCAUCUUGCAUGCUGAGACGUCUUGUUGUGGUUGCAAAAUAGGAGAAUAACCAUAUAUCUGUAUUUAUAUUAAUUACACAGAAACGGCAACACAUUGUUGUUCCCUCAAACUGAGAAAUGGGAUCCAGGCAGUUGAAACAACUCAAACUUAACAAAUCAGGUUUUUCCAUUUCGUCCGUUGUAAAAUAAAAUUGAAAAAAAAAAUGCUUUAAAUUGCACAUUUUCACGCCGAUAAGUUGUCAGUGCAACUUUAAAAAGAAGAAAAAAAAAAAGCAGCAGAAGUCAAGACCACGUUUUCAGUUCUUGUCAGUGACUGCUGAUUAAAGACUGUUGAAUUUGAAGAUUUUAUUUCAAGCGAAAGGAAUUAAGACUUUAACCCUCUAUGGUAUGACGUUGCCAUAUGGCAACAAACCCAUUUUAAGCCUUCUACAUAAAGACAAUACAUCCCCAGCUAUGAUGCAAUGAAUUAAAAGAGAGGUGGGAUUCUAAUUAUACCAAUAGUCAACCAAUUACUCAUGAUAUGGCACAAAAAUUUGAAUUAAAUAAUGAAAAUUGUAUUUUUAAAUUGUUUUUACUUUCAGAUGAGAUGCAUCUCAUGCAUGCAUUCAGGCUACUGGGGAUUGUUCAGACUAUAACAUGAGUUUUAAAAUAAAUGUUAAUACAAUUUUAAACAAAACUCUUGUUUUCAUUACUUUCUACUAUCGUAUAGUGUUGUCGUAUGGCAACGAACCCUAAAAACGACUAAAUAAAUAAUAUUUUUUGAAAAUAUCUCUUGAUUAUGUUUACUUGGUCUAUUUUAAGACAAAAAAACACCCAAAACAUUUUCUUACCAACUGGGAUCAUAAUGUGUACCAUAGAGGGUUAACGAUUAUAUAUAUAUGUGGAAACUUUUAGGCGGGGGAAACAAAACCAACAAGCCUAGAAGCAGCGAGGCGUCAUCAACCCUCCGCCUCAUUUCACUCGAGUAGCACUGCAGCGUUUGUUUACAAGUCGGGCCUCAAAUAUAUUCACUUUCAUGGUUGUUCGCUGGCAGUUCUGCAGCUUCAAAACGACAAAAAGAAAAGCUCAUUUUGGUGACGUGUGAGCGACCUAACGAAUGAAACAAAGAAGUAUUAUUUACGACACUAAAGCAUCUUAAAGAAGUCAAAAAAAUCUACCUGAAAAGGAUUCUUCAAGAAUCUUUCUCUGCUGGCACUUAAAGUAAGGAAUUAGAGAUUUAAAUAUAAAGUACGACAGAACGAUUGCGCUGCUUCAGGUGACUUUUCAUUCUUUUCUAAACGACGACGACGACAUAUGUGGCCUGUGACAGAAGUAUUGGGCGAGCUCCUGAUUUAUUUUUUUUAGGUUUCUGACGGAAGAUUAGUGAACAAACUUUUCCUAUUCUACAUCUGCGUUCAUGUCACAAAGACAAACGUUUUUCUUCAGGGGAAGAGCUGCUCUGGUCGAGUUAAAUCACAGCAGGCCGAGCCAAAGAAACACACUUUGUUUAUUUCUUUUGUUCUGGAUAAAUAACGUCAGACUGAAACUGAGUAGAGUCAAACACCGAGUCCUAACGGAGCCAGCGUCAGCAUCAAAAUCAGCUUGAUUGCACUUUUGAAAUGUCCUAAAUGGAUGCUAAAUGCUAAUUUAGAAAGCGGAAAUUAAGAGUUGUCUCUAAGAUUCCUCUUUAUUUCACGACAAUAACAUAAAUAAGGUGUCAACUGUCUGAGGGGGAACACCAGAGACCUGAAUAAUGUACUUUCUGUGUCAUUUCUAGUAAAAAUCACAAUAUAAAAGCUUUUAUUUUCUCUUAAAAAAGUACAAUUUGUAGGCUAAUCACCCAUCUCUUCAGUGGUUCUGUCUCCAGGCUGAUCAGCUGAUGGUUUGUUUACAUACAAAUGAGGUUCAGAGAUGUUUAAGAUGCCUCCUUUUAGGACGCGGUGUACGAGAGGUUAACGCUCUGCAGAAACACACUCAAGCCAUAAUCGGUCAUUGUGCUGCAACUCUGACCACACCCACCAGUGAUGUCAUCACUGCAGCCAGGCGGGAAGUUUAACUGCAAAAUCUCACGUUAUUCAGACGUAAAACUAAUUCAGAUUAAUCUGCAAAGCAAGAAAAAGCUAGAAAACAAUGCUUUAUUUAACAGGCAUGUAAAUGUAUAUUUCUGGGAAAGUUUUCUGGAAAGAACUCUGACUGAAGGCAAAUUUCAGUUAUCAAAAUUAAUAAACAUAAUCAGCAAUUACCUGCGAUUAUUUAACUUUAGUGUGGUACAGUACAAGAAUAAAUAUAUGGUCUCACUUAAUACCAUGGAGCCUUUCUUUGUUGU